Molecule: messenger RNA, 3542 nt
Organism: Pipra filicauda (Wire-tailed manakin)
Lineage: Eukaryota; Metazoa; Chordata; Aves; Passeriformes; Pipridae
Product: cytochrome c
Exons: 3
Coding region: 91-408 (105 amino acids)
Biological process (GO): mitochondrial electron transport, ubiquinol to cytochrome c; mitochondrial electron transport, cytochrome c to oxygen
Cellular component (GO): mitochondrial intermembrane space
Molecular function (GO): electron transfer activity; heme binding
Source: RefSeq, a predicted model, not a curated record
GGCGUGUCCUUGGGCACAGACCGAGCGGGAGGUGUCGGAGUGCGGUCACUGGGUCUGAGGGCGCAGCGAGGCAGCUGGGCAGUGCUGAAAAUGGGAGAUAUCGAGAAGGGCAAGAAGAUCUUUGUCCAGAAAUGUUCCCAGUGCCACACAGUUGAAAAGGGAGGGAAGCAUAAGACUGGACCCAACCUGCAUGGCCUGUUCGGACGCAAGACUGGACAAGCUGCAGGCUUCUCAUACACAGAUGCUAAUAAGAACAAAGGUAUCACCUGGGGUGAGGAUACUCUGAUGGAGUAUUUGGAAAAUCCAAAAAAGUAUAUCCCAGGAACAAAGAUGAUUUUUGCGGGUAUUAAGAAGAAGGCUGAGAGAGCAGACUUAAUAGCAUACCUCAAAGAUGCCACUUCAAAGUAAAAGUUAUCUGCUGCCUUAUUUAUUUCACAAAGGAGAUGGCAAUGGAAAUGUCUGUGAUGGUUUUUAAACUUUCUAUUUUUACAUGUACUGUGUCUAACCUGAAAAUCUGUCUGACCCAUCAGAUAACCUUGCUCACGGUGGGUCACUGGAGUACAAACUUGUUUGGCAGCCAUUAACUUAACAGAAACUAUGUAAUUGGUUUCAUGAUCAUAAAAAUUAAAAAAACCCACAAAAAAAACAAAAAGCAUUUCCUGCCUCUUCAUUGUUUAAAAAAAUGUAUAUAAAUAAUCAAAUGAGUAAUUGUCAGCAGCAUAGUAGCUUUGACAGCCCAGCUCUUUCAGAUUAAAAAGCAGGGUGGUUUUUGGCAUCUUCCACCAUGCAUCUUCUGCUAUAUUACUUUAAAAACUUAAACCCACCAGCGAAACAAGAAAGACUUUAAAAUGCUCAACCCCAACAUAAUAUUUUUCUAAAUUUAAUCAGUGCUAGGUGUUGCAGUAUAUAUUAAUCUGUCUAAAGCUUGCAUUAAAAAUGCAUUUCAUCUGAUUUAAGUAUUUGUGAAAUAGCAGUUGUGCCCAGCCACUUGUCUUUUAUCUGAUGGAAGUAUGUUACCUGAUUCAUCCAGACUUGACACUGCAUGCACCACUCCCCUUCAGAAACAUCUUCAGUUUUGAAGUGUUAUUGAAGCCCUUUGUUGAGUAAAUCUUCUGAAAACAGCCAUUCUUAGUGUAAUGAAUAGAACAGAAAAACAUCCUGAUCUGGAAAUACAAGUGCUAAAGACCAAGCUGAGAGUUAUUUAAUCUUCUUAAUUCAGCAGAAGCGUUCACCUACAAUCUUGUUACUAUUUCAGAUGAAGGGGUACAGGAAUGAAUGUGCUGGUAGACUUAAAAACGAAUGGUCUUCCUCUGUGCCUGGCUGUAGCCUGUCAUUACUUCUGAAGGUUCUGUUUCGCCCAUUGUAAAGCAUUUUUAACGUUUUAAGUGGGUUUUUUUUUUUUCAUACUAAGCAAGUUGUUCAGAAGAAUGUAUUUACUGUGUACCAACAGUAAGGCAUAACUUGGAGCAAUCAAUACUGUAAAUUAAAAAAAAAAAAAUUAAAGUUCUUUUACUGUGUGUGUCUGGAAUUAAGUGAAAAACUGUAGGUACCCAGGUUUACAUCAUUAGGAAACCAAAUAAACAAAAGCUCCAUGUGAAAAAAAAGUAAAUGCUACUUGAGUUGGUGGGAGAAAUACUUAAAAGCGUGACAGAGUUAGAAAGUAUUUUGGACUAGAACCAGCAAAGCUUUUUUAUCAAUGUGCUCCUUAACAGCACUUUUGCUGUGAUUCCCAAGUAAGAAGGGAGUUAAAUCAAGGUAGCUUGAAAGCUGUAGCUGUACUGUAGGGUGGACUGAGUUGAAUUAUAUCAAAUAGAAUAGUGUGCUUAGGGCCUAAGCUUCAAAGAGCUGUUAUACAAAAUUAAGCAUGAAAAGAACUAAGAUUACUAACAAUGGUCUCAGUGGUUGCUACCAUAUGUGUUGUGAUUAUUUUUUCUUUCCAAACUAACUUGCAAGCACCAUUUCUUACAAUUAGGGAGACAGACAAUAUUAACCAACAACAACUUCUUUUACUAGAAGCUUGUUAAGAGAGAGCUUCAAAUUGCAGUAGUUUAUUACUGUUCCAGUUUUCAGAAGUGAUGUUUAUCAGCACCUUUAUGGCUGUGCAGAACUUAGUUUUCUCUGUGCCAAAAUCCUGAUAGAGCAGUUGUAGAUACAGAAUGUAACCAUACCCAACUCUGCAGAGUUCUAAAAUGGUUAUGGUGGAUUGCAUGGAGAGAGUUGUGACACUCUGUUCUGUCAGCACCUUUAUGAGGUCAAAAAAGACCAUGAUCUCUAAGUUCCUCUUCUCUACAACUUGUUUCUUCUCCAGAUCAAUUAGAGAAGAGUAUUUUUUGGUAAGGUGCCAUUUAAUUCUGCACAGGCAACCAUUUACAAAAAGUAAGCUACCUAUCCUCAGAAAAACUUCAGGAAGAAGCAGAGUGGUCCUUUGCCCAGAGUAAGCAGGGAACACAGUUGAGCUUGGCUGUUCUAUCUGUACCUCAGAGACCUUGGUACAAAGAAAAGUGCUGCUUAUAUGUACCACGGAAGAGGGAGAAAAUGUAGCUUUUAAUUUUAGACUGAGCAUGCAUCCUUGUUUACAUUUUAGGGAAAAGGCCCUUCAGACCUUUAGAAUGUCAUCUUUUUAUGUAUACAGCCCUAGACAGCCCUAUACAUAAAAGAUUUGUUGUGGGUGACUCGCAGCCGUUUGCCACCGGACAAACACAAUACUGUGGUGUUUCUAGUAUCUGAUAAAGAAUACUGAAACAGAAGGAGGUUAGACUACCACUUCUUGAGGUAAGUCUCAGUGCAAGGGCUUGGGUGGGUUCUUCACAGGGUGGGAAGCAGAUAUCCAGGUCAGUUGUGUAAUCAAGCUUCAGUUCUUUGAUUUCUGGUUUAUAUUAUAGAGUAGGAGGAGUGGGGUUUGCCUUUGUUUUAUGAAGUACCACGUUUAGUGGUUUUCUUUCUGACAGUGGUAUCAGUCUAGACACUUGGCAUUUCAGUAGUUCCUUUACAGUUCCAAAUAAGGGAAUCAAGGCACCAUUGCCAAACAUUGCAACAUCUCAUAGAAAUGAUUCUUGGCUACUAGUUUAUGGCUUUGGUGGGGCAUGCCUUUAAAACUGAUCUUGUAAUAUUUUCACAUGUACUUAUGCAAAGGAAUGAAGAUUGUCAAUAAUGAGAGGAAAAGGUAAAAUCCAAAAGUACACCUUUUCACAGUAUGACUUCAAAAUAAGUAGGAUACUUUAAAAAUUAUAACAUCUAUUAGUUAGGCAUUCCAUUGAAGUUUAGUGAUACAGAAGCUAUUUUGUUUAUUUAGAGUCUUAAUUCAAGUGUAACCACUCUACAAACAACUUAACUUGGGAAAGUUCCAUUUGUUGCUGCCUAUCCAGUUGUAGAUAAUUGCUUCAGUUAAAGAUGUGUUCAUUUUGAUAGAUCUUGUCUUGUAUAGGAUUAUGUAAUACUUUCUGUUUUUUCAGUGUAAAAUACAGUAUCAGUGAUCCAAAAGAAGUGUGAUACAUUAUGCUUCUUUUGUGGGGAAGAACAAAAAUUAAACAACUAAUAGAUAA